Molecule: messenger RNA, 21335 nt
Organism: Xyrichtys novacula (pearly razorfish)
Lineage: Eukaryota; Metazoa; Chordata; Actinopteri; Labriformes; Labridae
Source: the annotation of a GenBank genome assembly
AUGCUUUGGACCGCUUUCCUCUUUCUGCUCUUCUUCACAGGUAAGUUUGGCGUAAUGCAUUCAGGUCUUUCGCAUUUCAGUAUCUUUUAUGUGUGUUGAAUAAGUUUGACUUUAAACUUGGAAAACUUGGAGGAUGAAAAACUGAAACAUUCUCCCAUUGGUUGGUUUUCUGUCCUUAUUUGCACGAGUCUUUUUAAAAGGAUUGGAUCGAUACGAAGGGGUUUAGUGCUUUCAAUCUGCUUUGAGUGUUUCCUGUUGACAAGAAUAAAAGAUUUCCAGACACCAGCCUGUUCAAAUGUAAAAAAAAGGAAAAUCGAGGCAAAAUCAAGACCAAAACUUCCAAAACAGCAGCAGUCAAAGGACGAAAUCGUUUUCUUGUUUAUUUGAUUUGAGUAAUGCUCUCAUUUAAAAAUCAUCACUGAACUGAUGAGAUAAACCCAAAUGUUCAGCCAGCGCCCAUCUCCUAAUGUCCUUCCUGUGACCACAAUGACCUAUAAGUAUCUACCCAAAGAGGUUAAUGCGUCCGGUUUCUCUCCAAUGAUAAGUCAUCCAGUGCUUGGAGAAAUCAGACUCUCAUUCAGCGGAUCAGAAUGAAUUCUUAUCCUGUCCUCUGUUGUUUCUUUUCUCUGCAUAGAUGAAGUCUGUCCUGAGAAAAACUGCAGUUAUCAGGAUGUGUUAAGCUUCCUGAAGUUGACUAAAAAGAACGAGCUGUUCUCCAUGACCCGGCCUGUUCAGAACUACAAACACCCCACCUACGUUUCCCUGGAGGUCCUUCUCUACGCCAUCCUGGACGUGGUAAGUCUCGAGGCUUUUAUUUUGAAAUUCUAAAGUGUCAUUUAAUACUAACUACUAUCUAACUGCAAGAACACUUUCUACAUAUUUUUUAGUCUUGUUUAAAGUUUUAUUGGUGAAAUGACCAGACUGACCAAACUGUCCAGACUCAAACAGUUAUAAUGUCUCAAAAAUGUUCAUUUUUUUCCCACAAUUCAGUUCAAACUAAAAAACUUCCAAAUAUUUUAAGUCGUAAUUAUCAAGAAUUAAACAAAAAAGUCUUGUGAUAUUUCACUUUUGCGUGUGAUGAAUCUGGGAUAAAUGAAAGUUUCAAUUUUUGAACUGAAUUAAAGGAAAAAUGUGAACAUUUUUGGGGCAGUUGCACAUCUCUUCUUUUUUUGCCUUAAAUAUCUUUUCCUUCUUAAAGGGAUAUUCCAGCGUAAAAUAAAUUUAGGGUCAGAGUCAGACACCCCCUGAGAGAUGAAUGUUGCCGACCGCUUGCUUCUCUAAUUAGUCCAACUUUAGUAACGACCGCACGAUAGCAAUAAACAGCAGUCUGAAGGGCUAUAAACAAACCUCGACCAAAACGCCACUCUAUAGCCCAAACUAAUGCUCAGAACAGCACCUAACUUCAUCAACAAAUCCGGGGUGGAUUUUCAUCUUUUCUCUUUUUGUAAACAGGUUGAAAAGGAGCAGAAAUUCAUCCCGUAUGUUUGGACGGUCAUGGUGAGUUCUGUUGGAUUACGAUGGAAACUCAAGUCUCUGAUAUUGUUCCAAAAAUGUCAGAUCGAUUGACCGAUUGGCUCUUCCAUUUAUCUCCACCCUUGUGUUAACGGUCUAUCCUCCUGUUUUUGACCCUCUGUUCUUCUUAGUAGAGGUGGCACAAUGAAUACAUUUACUGGGAUCCCAAUCAUUUCUGUGGAAUUGAUAACGUCUCUCUUCCUGCUGACACUCUGUGGAAACCAGAUCUCACCAUUGAGGAAAUGUAAGCCUCUGAAUUUCAAACAGGAGACCUUUUACAUGGAUGUUUAACAAAAUUCAGAACUCACAUCAAAAUAUCUCCUGAGACACUAACCCACUGGGGUGUACCGAUUUGGAAAAUCUGGUAUUGGGUUGUUACUGUUGUGUCCCCUUGUUUGCUUGUAGGACCGAGAAGGACAAAGCCCCUCCGAGUCCUUACCUCACCAUCAACAAUAAAGGUUAUGUGGAAGUCCAGGACGACAUGGUGCUGGUGAGCACCUGCAGGAUGCAUAUUUACCAAUUCCCCUUCGACAUACAGAAAUGCAACCUCACCUUCAAGUCCAUCAUACACACAGGUGAGUCUGUCUGAGUUUAACCUCAUAAAUCCGAGAUUAAAGUUAGAACUCUGAGAUCCUGGUCGCAAUAAUGACCGUGCCGCUCUUUGAGUGAAGCAGUCCAGCCACAAUAUAAGUAGGGUCUUUGGUAUUUUAACAGGCUAAAAUAAGAAAACCUUAUUACUGAUAUGAAAGCCUGACUGGACACUGUACUUGGGACCUCAGUUUAAAUUAUCUGAUACAUUUGUCUCAUUUUGAGGAAUAAUUUUGCUAAGACCUCAGAUUUCCCAUUUACCACCAUUCGAUUCUGAUGAGUCGCGCUCAUCUACUGAAGUUGAAGUCCUGAGAUUACAGUCAUAAUCCUGACAUUAAUGCUGGGAUACUGACUGAAGUACUUAUUUUAAGAGCUUAAGUCAAAAUCCUGAAAAUAAAGUUUUAAUUAUAAGAAAAAAAGUCUGAAUUAAGAGAAUAAUUUAGGAUUCUGAAAAAGUCAGAAUUAUGCGUCUAAAUUGUAAGAUUUAACACAACAUUCAGACUUCUUUCCCCAAAAUUCUGACACAAAACUAAUUCUAACCAAAAUGUGAAAAUUCUGAAAUUAAAGUUGGAAUUCUUAUAAAAAUGUUGUUUUGUGAGAUUUUAGUCAGAUCUGCUUUUCUCGCUGAAUUUUGGGAUUAAAUUAGAAAAGAAAAAAACUCUUUGAUUGAAAUUAAAUCUCUGAGUAUAAAGUUUGAAUUUUUAUUUUCUGAUUUUAUUCCAUUUAUUUAAAAAGCUACGCAAAACUAUUUCAAAGAAAUACCACUGACUCCAUAAUCUAUCUUUUUCCUCUGGGGUUUUACCAUUUAUUAUUUAUUCCUUUCUGUUACCCCCAUCCUCAUCAAUGAAGCCAAGGACAUCCGACUCCUGGCAAGUGACAACUCCUCUGAGGCCACAGAGUGGUCUCGUGAGGUGAUGAGGACUCAGUAUGAAUGGCUCUUCCUCAACAUGGGUGUAACCACCAUCAACGCCACUGAUUCGGUCAGCCAAGACUUCAUCGUUUACACUGUGAGUACAGCUCGUACAGGUAGGGUGACCUUACGUCCCCUUUACCCGGACAUGUCCUCUUUUUGGGGGACUGUCCGGCCUUGUCUGGGGAAGUUUAUAAAAUCCUUUAAAUGUCUGAACGGAAGUUUCGAGUUUGUGUCACGCGGACUUACUGAGUUAGAAGUGUUUAAAAGACAUUCGAUCCGACCUGAAAAACUCAUAAAAUUAACCUUGUAACCUUCUUUUUGGGGAUCCAGACUAUAGUCACCCCACAUAAAGGUGAACUCAGAGGUGACCUGAAGCACCAACAUUUCAAUUUUCAGUCGUGAGAGACUUGGUUAAAAGAGUCAGUUGGGAGUUUGGAGCUGGCCUAUAGACAGUGAGGGACGAGUUAGCCCUGGUUGGGAUGGCCAAAAUGGACUAAAUGUAGACAAGUCUGGUAGACACAGGGAACCUGAGGGAGGGCGGUGCAGAUAGCACUCUCUAUCCACCACUCAUCAGUCACCUGACUGGCCACUGACACCAAGAAUUCAUGUCAUCUCUGUCGCAUGAGUACCUCCAGUCUCAGAGCCUCCGUUUGCACAAAUGUCCUCUGGUGUCAGAGUUAUCAGUUGCUUCACUCUCUGACUCGAUUUCACAGAUCACCAUGAAGAGGCGAUCUAUUCUCUACAUCGUGAACUUCUUGCUCCCCGUCCUGUUCUUCUUGUGUCUGGAUUUGGCCUCUUUCAUGGUCUCGGACAGCGGGGGCGAGAAGCUCAGUUUCCAGGUCACUGUGCUGCUGGCUGUCACAGUGUUACAACUGAUCCUGAAUGAAAUCCUGCCAGCCUCGUCAAACAAGAUUCCACUUAUCGGUAACAGAGUUCAGACUUAAAUGAUCUGCUUAUACAACUUUUUCCCCCCGAUCUAACGUCUUAAUCUGCCUUUCUCAGCGGUCUACUGCAUUGGGGUUUUUGCUCUGAUGCUGCUCAGCCUCUUGGAGACCAUCUUGGUGAUGUAUUUGAUGGAAAAGGACUCAGUUUCCAAAGACAGCUCAUCAGACAGAAAGGAAAGCUCGAGUGAGGAAUUUAAUAAACACGUGAUCUUCCACAAUCAUCACAGAGGUGAGACCAUGACACAGCACUAAACCUUAGACACAUAUACUGUAUAUUCACUUUGUUACAUAAUCUGAUUUGUUUGGACACGCCUGUGCUUAAACAGUGUCACAAGGAAGGAUUUCGUACCUGUUGGUGGUGAUAGAUUAGCCAAGGGAUAUUCUGGCAUAAAAUUAAGUUAGGGUCAAACACACCAUAACACUCUAUAGCCACAAAUAAUGCUCAGAACAGCACCUAACUUCAUCAACAGUACAUAUAGGCUUGUUUGUACAGAGACCUCAGGUCAGUUCAUUAUGGACUGCUGCGGGGUGACACAGCUCAAGGAAGAACAUUUAUGAUCAUUUCUUAAUCAUUUCCUUGAAGUAAUAAUCAUCAUAUUAAUCAUUUUGCACUGCAGACUCGGUAGUGUUUUGGCCUUAGUGUCUCGGUCUGAUUGUAUUUCCAUGAAGAAAUGAUCAUAAAUGUUUUUCCUUGAGCUGAGUCACUCCGCUGUAGUCCGUAAUGGACUGGCCUGAGGUCUUGCUACAAACAAGCGGCUGCUGGAAGAGAGUAGGUGAGUUGUCUUUAGUCUCUUUGCUGAAGAAAUUAGGCAAAGUUAAAAAGACGUUUGGUGUCUAGUGCUGUGGCCGGGACCCUAUAUGUCCUGUUGAUGAAGUUAGGUGCUGUUCUGAGCAUUAUUUGUGGCUAUAAAGUGGCGUUUUGGUUGAGCAUGGCUCUCUGUAUUGCUAUCGUGCAGUCAUCUCUAAAGUUGUUAUAACUAGAGAAGCAAGCGGUCGGCAACAUUCAUCUCUAGACGGGGUGUGUUUGACCCUAACUUAAUUUUACACCGGAAUAUCCCUUUAAGGCUGCUAAUCUAUGAUGUUUUUAUUUCUUUGACUAUAAAUAAUAUUCUUGUUCAUUCAGCUGAACCUAUAUUUGGUUAAAAACUGCAUUUUCAGACAUGAACAAAUGGAAUCAGUGUGGCUGUAUCCAUGAUGGAUCGACUGGUGAAACCCCAUCUGAGCUCCUGCCUGUGGCCAAAGAGGUAAAAAAAUAUUGAUGCAAACUAACUGUCGUAAUAUUUAAAUUUUGGCAGCCAAUAUCUUAAUCCAUUGUUGUAAGUCAUAGCCAUGUUUGCAGGGCAACAGCAGCAAACUGAUGGAGGAGUUUCUUGCCUUGGAGAAGCUCUCAGAGGAGCUGAGGAAGAUCGAGAAAACUCUGUCCCUGCUUCUCCAAAACAUAAAGAAAGAGGAGACGCCCGGCUACUGGACCAGAGUCGCUCAAAGACUCAACAAAUUUUUCUUUGUUUUCUAUGUCACAUUGGUCAGUCUGUUUUUAAUUGUUUUAUUCUCAAAAUGGAACAGUGCAUAGAGAUUAAUGCUGCUUUAAGAGGAAAAUACAGAUUAGAGACCAUUAUCUGUGUUGUAACUACUGCACCCAUAGAUACUAACUGAACUCUGAACAGUAUUCUGCUGGAAGAUGAGCACUUAUAACAGCAAUGUUUCCUACACAGUGGUUUGUUUCAAGGCUAAUGGGACGUGUGUACCCAGCUUUUUAAAUAUGUAUGCAGUGGUACUAUAGAUUGGUAUCAUUGCUUGUAUAUUUUACAUGUAAUUCAUAUAAGGCACAAAAUUAGUUUAUGAUAUUGGUGCAACUGUAUCAUCAUAAUCUUCAACACUGGCUUAUUUCAGGUUCAUAUCUAUUGUAUUUUUCCAGUAACAUGAUGUAUAUGCUUUCACUUGUUUAUCAGAUUCUUUAAAAGAAAAAAAAAUCAUUUAAAUAUAUAUCUGUCAAGUUGUGUUUCUUUCUGUGUCAAUACUAGGAAGUAUAUGGUGGUCAGUGGUCUUGACUUUCGCCUUCAGUGCACCAGGAUAACCUUAUAUGACAAACAAUCCUCCAAAUGACGUUGUAUUGCAUUUUCACUCUUUCACAUACAAUUUUGUUUUUUGCACAUUGUGGGGACCAUGUAUUUUCUGGUCCCCUGUGAGGACCUACUUUUGUAAAUUUGAAUCUAUAUCAAUUCAUAGUUUGAUUUAUAAUUAAUUUAAACUGAUUUCAUCUCCCAUUUUGACGCUGUAUGAUUAAAGUAAACAAGUAGAUCAAAACCAUCAUAUGCGUCCUCUCCGGAUGAGUCCUCGGUGAGAACAGCACCCCCUGGUGAGUGGUUGUGGUAUAGGUCAUAAACCCUGCCUUCUUCAGAAAAAUGAAUGGAGCUGCGGACAAACUUUAAAAUCUUAAUACAAGUCAUACAAUUUUUUUCGCCCCUGGUUGCGAAAACAUGUAGUUAUUUUUAGACUGGUUUGUGCUCCAGUUCUCUUUUUUUUCUGUGCAGUCCCAUUUAUUAAAGUUAUUAGGGGGUUAUAAAAACAGGAUAUGACAUCAUAUUUCCUAUGAUUGACACUUGGAUACAGUCAAUGGGCGUAAGAAGGUUGCGUAGGACAUCCAGGGGUACGCUAUUUGAGCAGAGCAUCAUCACAGCGAUUCUCCCGCCGAAUACUACCAUGCAAAUGCCGGUUUCAGGAAAUGAAGAAAGUUUACGUACAAAGAGCAAUUUGGCCUCAAAAUGAUGGGAGGUGGAGUUGUUUUGUUUUUGUCCAAUGUAGGUGUGGCAGGUAGGAUUCAGAGGCUGCAUGCCAGCGCAGUUCAUGUGUGUUGGGUAAAUUUACUCCUGGGACACGUCCUUUGGUAGACUGCCUCCCACUCACUGCCCCCUUCCCUUUUUGUUAAUUUUAACUAUCUGAAAAGUGUUUUAUUGAUUAAUUGUUAAAAAGAAUUAACUGUAAUACACUUUUCUUAUCAAUUUAUCCAAUUACAGACUCAAACUUUCAUUACCAAUUCAUCGCUAACUCCUUUUUGUUUCUUUCAGCAGAUACUUCAGCAUUUUUACAUUUAAUAUCAUGAAUUUUUAUUUUCGCUUUAAACCACAUUUCUGUCUCGUAGACUUUCUCGAAUCUGUGUUUGCCUUUUUUAAAUGGUUGGGUAAGUUCCUUGGGUGAAAGUCCCUAGGUGGCGUUGUUGCAUUACCUUUAGCAUAAGUCUGACAUUACCCCCUCUCCCACAUAGGGACCAUCUAUUUUUUUAAAGUCUCAUGCAUGGUCUAUUUCUAUAAGUGGACCUUCAAUUUUACUGUCACUUUCAAAUUUGGUUGUACGUUUAUUUUAUUCCUCAUGGUCAUUUUAUUAUUUAUAACUUUAUGUUCAUUCAAGCUCUCUUAAGGAAUUUUCAGCUGGUUAUGAAACAGACUGGAAUUAUACAUUAAAAUCUUUGUCUACCUUUUAAGAUGUUAUAUGAAUUUUAAAAAUCCGAUUUGUCAUCACUUCAAGACAUUAAAUUAGUAAAGUAGCUUACUUUCAAGAAGAGAAUAACACACAAAAAAGUAAAUGUGAAUGUUUAAACACUGAUUUCUUCAUCAAACUACUUUGCCUGGGAGGCGAACUGCUUUGGUUUCAUAACAUAUUAACUGCGGGGGAUGGUACUUACUGGCAGAUUCAUUGCAUUAGGCACAUCCCUCAUUGGAGUGAUUCGAUAAAUAGUGGUCAGUGAUGAAAACAACUUGGCUUUCUGUGGGGCAGUGAUAUUGAAACACUCUAAGGACUGACUCUUUGGCUGUCCAGACCUUCAUACAUCAGGAUGUUUGCAGGAUUACUCUUUCUGCUCAUCACAGGUAAGAUAACAUUUUGUAUGGUGCAUAGGGAAUAUAGUGCACAGGUCUACAACUUGGCUACAGUUACUUUUAGGAUUCUUGUGUUUUUUUCAAAUAUAUUACAACAAGACUGCUGAUGAGGGGGUUAUUACAGGUCAGUGAAAACCAGCAGAGGAUGGCUUUUCUCUCUACCAUAGGAUUCCUGGUGUACUGACUCUAUUUAUAAUAUUUUUGAAAUGUCAAGUCAAAGCUAGAAUAAUUAACAUUUAAACAAAGGCUACAUAUUUAGAAAACAAUGUGUUAAACUUCAUACUGUAAAGUUAGACUACUUUGAUAAUCAAAUGUUUUCGUCAGUGUCAGUUGUGUCCAGAUUCUCUGGUUUGAGAGCUUGCAGACAGAAUCUUUCAGCUUCAAUACGUAAUUUUCUCUAAAAUCAAACUAUAAACAGAGAGUUUAUUACUUUUCCAAAUACACUGACAUUUAAUGAACUAGUGCUCUUUUUUUUUUUGGUCAGCUGGCAAUGCAUCAAAUGACACAGAAUCAACAGAGUUUACUGAUCAACAGAUGGACAACCAAGGCUCUGGUGAUGGUAUGUUACUGUAAAAUGUGCAAAAAGUUAUAGCUCUGAGUGUUUAUCUUCACAGUUUUUUGAAGGCUGUUGGAAUUAACUUGUAUAUUUUUGUUACAUUUAAAAUGAGUACUUUCAAUCAAUCAAUGAAUAAAUAAAUGCAUCAAAUUAGAGAAUGUGGUGGAGCAAAGAAGGGUGUGGUUGGAAAAGUGUUUUUAUGCUAAUAUGUUAUUAUGAAUACAACAUCUACCCUCUGUUUUAGUAAAGUUUACCUUUUAAAAAGGGGGUUUAUUGUUUGCUUUAAAGUUGCAGUAAAACUUAAAACCUGUGUCCUUUUUUUUCCAGACAGAAUUCCCCCCCGGGGAGAAGCACCACCAUUUUUCUUUAAUAAUCCCAAUAUCAGGAAACCAAACAUGGAUAAAAGUAAGUACCUGAAACAAACUUUUAAUAAUCCAAGCUCAGGGUGUGUAAGAAUUUAAUUUUUGUAGUUUUCAGUGAAGAAAAAUAUUUUUUCAGAUGCAGCCUUUUUAGCACUCUGUGGUUUAGGAUGUGCCUUACUGAAUCAGAUCAACAAAAACAGGGAGGUCAGAGUUACACUAAUUAACUUAAGAAUAGGGGCUAUAGAUUUAGAAAAUGAAUUCUUACUAUUGUCUCUAAAAUCAAAACUUAUUUUGACAUCUAAUUAACCUUUUUUUUUUUUUUUUUUUUUGGUCAGCUGGCGAUGCAUCAAAUGGCACAGAAUCAACAGAGUUUACUGAUCAACAGAUGGACAACCAAGGCUCUGGUGAUGGUAUGUUACUGUAAAAUGCGCAAAUUAGAGAAAUGUGCUGGAGCAAAGAAGGGUGUGGUUGGGAAAGUGUUUUUAUGCUAUUAUGUUAUUAUGAAUACAACAUCUACCCUCUAUUUUAGUAAAGUUUACCUUUUAAAAAGGGGGUUUAUUGUUUGCUUUAAAGUUGCAGUAAAACUUAAAACCUGCGUGCUUUUUUUUUCCAGACAGAAGUCCCCCCAGGGGAGAAGCACCACCAUUUUUCUUUAAUAAUCCCAAUAUCAGGAAACCAAACGUGGAUAAAAGUAUGUACCUAGAAUCAACUGUUAAUAAUCCAAGUUUGGGUGUGUAAGAAUUUGAUUUUUGUAGUUUUCAGUGAAGAUAAAUCUGUUUUCAGAUGCAGCCUUUUUAGCACUCUGUGGUUUAGGAUGUGCCUUACUGAAUCAAAUCAUCAAAAACAGGGAGGUCAGAGUUAUACUUAUUAACUUAAAAAUAGGGGCUAUAGAUUCAGAAAAAUGAUGUCUUACCCUUGCCUCUAAAAUCAAAGUGAUGAAAAAAGAUCAAACAUAUUUUGACAUCUAAUUAACCUUUGUUUUAUUAUUAUUUUUUGGUCAUCUGGCGAUGCAUCAAAUGACACAGGAAACAGGAAUUGAUACAGGAAAUCUUUCCUGCCACAAGCUAUUGCACUAUUUAAUAACUCACAUCUGUCAGACAGGGACUCACAGCUGUCUGCUGUAUAGUCCAUUUUUAAAACUCCUACCACAUCACAAUACUGAGCACCUUAAAUUGUUCGUUUAUUUAUCAUCCCAUCUGUAAUAUUUCGCAUUUCAUACUUAUUACUCAUUUCAAUAGCCCACGUUCUUCAUAUCUCACUUUUACCUCUUAGGAUGUUUAGUAUAUUAAGUUGGUAUUUAUUGUAUAUACUUAGUAUUUUUAGUCUGCACGGUACAUACUUCUUAUAUUUAAUUUUAUUUUAUUUUGUAUUUUUUUGCUGCUGUAACAAGAGAAUUUCCCUCAUCAACCGAUGGACAACCUGGGCUCUGGUGCAGGUAUGUUACUGUAAAACUUGCAAAAGAAUAAUAGUUCUGAAUGUGUAUACACAUGAUUAUCUGUUUUAUUCAAGAUAAGAUAAGAUAUAUACCUUUAUUUGUCCCACAGCAGGACAUUCCAACUUUUUUCUUUUUUUUUUUUUUGUUUCUGCUAAAUUUAAAAAAGUAUUUUCAACAUGGUGUGGUCUGAGAAUAUAAAAUUUUGUUACUAUGGACAGGUUUUGUUAUAGUGUGAACGUUUUCCUGUGAAUAUCAGUGUGACAUUUACCCUCGAUGUUGGUUAAAAAUUGAGACCUGUGCACUCUGUUUUUAGAUGUAGGUACCUCUGAUAUUGCAGCACCACCAUCCUUUCAUCAGGACCGAAUCAGGGAUAAAUGUUUGUACUUUAACUGUCAAGAGUGUGAGUAAGAACUUUAUUUUUAUAGUUUUUAAUAAAGAAAACAAAUCUGAUUGAACCACUAGAGUAACAAGAAUAAAAAAAACUAACUAAAUAACUAAAACUUGUAGCAACCCUUGCUACAGACACUUUACUGCGUUGCACAGGGCAUGACUUCUUUCUUCUCUCUUUCGAUACUUGCAGAUGGAGAGCCUCUAGAGUGUAAUAAAAACCACUGGGAUGUUAUAAAUCACAUAAAUCUCCUCAAGAAUAAGGAACAGUUCUCCUUUAUCAGGCCUACCAUGAACCCCAAAAAGGCAACAGUAGUGGACAUAGAUUUUCUUCUCUAUGCCAUUCUGGAUGUGGUAAGUGGCUGAUUUUAAAAGAGCAAAGGUUGCUGCUUGAUCAUUACUGGUGUUAUAAAUAUAAACCAUCUUUUGACUGUCCGUCUUUGUUGCAUAUGAUUUUAAAGUGAAUUCUAUUAACACAUUUUUCCCCACAGAAAGAGAAGGAACAAACAUUUGUUUCAUAUGUUUGGGUUGAUAUGGUGAGUUCUCUCUGGGUGGGAAAGUCUUUCAAUAAAUUACCAUUCGUCAGGAUAUUAAAAGGCUUCAAUACUUUUGAGUAAAUGUCCCCCUUUCCCGCUCUUGUUUUACUUUGUAGCUUUGGGAUAAUGAUUUUAUUAGGUGGGACCCUGAUGACUUCUGUAAUAUCAAAACAGUGGCUCUGCCAACAAAACUACUGUGGCAGCCUGAUAUAACUAUUGAAGAAAGGUAAGUUCUAUGCCAAGUACACACUUCUACUCCCUGAUAUUUUGUGAGGAACUUGUAUCAGUUUUGGUGUCCCCUAUGGACCAAGGUAUACCUCUUAUCUCCUUGCUGCUCUUGGUAUUUGACAUCCUACAUAUGACCACAGAUAACAUAGUCUUGGGCACUAGGCAAACUUUGAAUAAGUGUAAUCUUGUCCGUUGCUUCUUGCCAAUGUUUGACCAGGACGGAGAAGGAUAAAGCCACUCAGAGUCCUUUCCUCCACCUCCGUCAUGAUGGUUUAGUACUUCUAAGGAAUGACAUGGUGCUGGUCACCACCUGCAAGAUGCGAGUUUACAAAUUCCCCUUUGACACACAGAAAUGCAACCUGUCCUUUAAGUCCAUCAUAUCUGAGGGUAAGAGUAUGAUGAGGUGUUCUAUUUUGGAAAUAGUGUUUCUUCAUUUAGUGCUUGUGUAAGAGUACCUGUUUGUGGUCUACUAAUCUUUUUGUUGCCUGAAUAAAUAUAUGAAACAAUUUUUCUUUGUAAGGGAGCAGUGAAAUACUUUAGUUUUAAUUUGCUGUUUUUCUCUACAGAUAAGGAAUUAGUGCUUGUUCACGGUGGUGACAAAAACAGAACCAAAAAGUGGUCUCAAGAGAUGAUGCGGACCCAGUCAGACUGGCUUUUCAUCGACAUUGAAUUAACCAACAAAACUGUUAACAAUUUUGAGAUAUCUCAAAGCAUGCUUGUUUACACUGUAAGUACUUCUGCAUUUUUCCUUUCAGAUGGUAGAGAUGGCUGUCUAAAAACCUUUCACAUAUUUCUCUCCGCCCAUUUGCAUGGUGUGAAAUACAAUCUGCCUGAAACACGUAGUGUUUUAUUUUGAAAAGAAGCCAGAUGUUUUAUUUGCGUCUGUGCCCAACUUCCUUUCCAGCACGGACUAAUCUGUGCUGAAUUCAUGGGGCAUACUGUGGCGUCCGGAAAAAAUAGAACUCUUGUGAUUGGCUGUGGAGUCCGCUGAUCCGCAGUGAAACAGAACAUUGGAAAUUGAGAAAUUAAAUUUAAUGGAAAUGACCAGCUGUGAUCGGCACAUUCAGCCUUUUGCAGCCAUUCAGGAUGCGGUGGAAAUUGGGGUUAAGAAUAUGAAUCAACUGUUCCCAAUCCCUAAUUGGAACAGCCUGAGCCGAGCCUUGCUCUGUCAUCUUGAGUUGAUUGCAAAAUUACCCUUGAGGCUGACCAAAAGUCCCCCUCAGUAGCUUCCCCAAGCAGACAGGUUUUUGCUUUCGCAACUACCAAAGUCACGACCCUCAAAGUCACCCUGUCCCCAUCUGCUGCGACUGGAAACCCCUUUGCCCUCUUUCAGCUAGACCGUUUCCUUCACAACCAGCAUCCACCAACAGGCCAGUCUUCUGGCCACUGGUCCUGGCAGCUGCCUCCACUAUGGAGGUUAUGAACAUGGACCACUUGGACUCCAAUAGUUCUUCCUGAGGUGGUAGUUGGGGACUUUGCAGACAAGGGCCUCUCCCCAGAAUACCCUUACUUAAUUAUUAGGCUUACCAAGUCCGUGCUGAUAGUUGGUGAUAACCGUGCCCCAUGUUAGGAAUUCUAAAGCUCUCACAUGGUCUAUAUGGGACACCAAACAGUAGAGGGUGGCAGUAGCUCAGGAGGUAGUGCAGUCAUCCAAUAAUCAAAAGGUUGGUGGUUCGAUCCCUCCCUAUCCCGAGUUUGUUCGUUGUGUCCUUGGGCAAGACACUUAACCCACCCCGUCCCGGUGCGUGUCCUCCACUGGUGUAUGAUUGUGAGCGUUGUGUGGUCAGAGAGGCUGUAGGUGCAAACUGGCAGUCAUGUUUCUGCCAGCCUGCCCCAGGGCAGCUGUGACUAAGGUAGUUUACCGUAGUUUACCAUCAUGACUGUGUGAGCAAAUGAAUGAUAUAUCCAAUGUAAAGCGCUUUGAGGGUCUCUGAUAAAGCACUAUAUGAAAUAUAAUGCAUUAUUGUUAUUAUAAGAGAAUCAGGGGCUUGUUUAUUUACAUUGAGGGAGGGGAUGGUCUCCAGAAAGACAGACUGUGAAAGGGAUCGGUGAGGACGUGACGUCAGGCAGCAUUGCGCAAAAUUUUAAGGGGUCGAGGAGCCAGGAAAACCAUGACUACAAAGACUACAGUGACACAGACGAAUAAAAAGACAAAAGCAGAGACACAACCAAACCCUUUGGAGUGAAGACAGUGAGACAGGAUUGGUUACAACUGUGAUACUAUACGGUCAAAAUGAAUCACAAACCCUUGACCCUUAAACAUCAUUUCACAGAUCACCAUGAAGAGGCGCUCAGUGCUCUACAUCGUCAACUUCAUAUUACCUGUCCUGUUGUUCUUGGGAUUGGAUUUGGCCUCCUUCAUGAUCUCAGACAGAGGUGGUGAGAAGCUCGGCUUCAAGGUUACAGUACUGCUCGCCGUCACAGUGAUGCAGCUUAUUCUGAAUGAAAUCUUGCCGUCCUCUUCAGACAGGAUCCCACUUAUAGGUAAAUGAAAGCAGUUACUCUUGCAUUUUUGAUUGCUUCUCAAUGAUGAAAUGUUAGCAACGAUUUGUAAGUAUCUUCUUUUCAUUCUUAGCGGUCUACUGUAUCGGGAUCUUUGGCUUGAUGAUGCUGAGCCUCCUGGAGACGAUUUUGGUGAUGUAUCUGAUUGAGAAAGACUCAGAACCCCAAGAUGAGAUGGAUAAAGUCAAAUGCACGAGUGAGAAACUCAAGGAUAAGCGAUGCAAAGCCUGCAUUCGUAGCUGUUUCAGAGGUGAGAGUCACAGCUGUAUUCCACAGGAUACGGAACGGCUGCGCUCCUCUGCAGAAUGGCAUCCUGAUCAAAUACGCAAGCAUUAUAAUCAAUGUGCGUGAUUCCGCUGCAGAUCCACUCUGGCGGUCAGAUCAGAUACGCAAGGUUUCUAUUUUUGCCAGCAUGAGCGGCAGCAGAAGUUGUAUGUGGUUACAGAGUAAAAUAUCCAGUAAAUUUUCAAAAUAAGAAAGUCAAUACUUUGAACUGUUCUUCAUGUGAUAAUGGGAGGGGCCCGGGUUGUGGGAUGUGGGUGUUUACAUACACUGCCGAUCUCAUUCAAUAUCUCAUGGUGAAACAUGCGAGAUCUUGUGAGAUCUCGUCCAGUCUUGCGAGAAGUAUCUGUAAUAUUGCAAGCACUUCUCCUCCAGAGAUCGGAUCUGGCGCUGUACGCUUGCGUUUUUGACCCGCCUGCCGUUCCAGGGCAGAUCUUCAUGCGGUGGAAUACCGGCGUCACGAGUACAAACGUUUUUAUACAUACCUUUGGGGGUCAAAUCUUUUUUUGGCACAAUUCUCACAAAUUUUUUGCCUCAGUUACUUUUUUAAUCCCUUAAAUAACUCACCUGUUGGUUGUAGUAAGUGUUUUAGUCGCACUAAUCUGCCUGAUGAAUUGUUCCAGACAUGAAGACAUUUCUUCACUGUGAUUUUUCUUCUGAUGAACCGCCAUCAAAACUGCUUCAAAUGGCAAAGCAGGUCAGGAUGAAGAGCUGUAUUUUAAAAAAUGCACUCAUAAAAUUAGUCCAUGUAUAUAACGAUACCUUAUUCAACGACUUUUUCAGGAAAGCCACGGCCAGCUGACGGAGGAGACUCGUGAGUUCGAAAAGGAGGUGUUGAAAGCUUUAUCUCUGCUCCUCAGCAUGAAAAAGGAAGAAGAGAAGCCCAGAUACUGGACCAGGAUGACCAGAAGAAUCAACAAAGCUUUCUUCAUCUUUUAUGUCGUUACUGCUGUUGUGUUUUUAGCUUUCAUGUUUCACAAGUGGAAUCAAGAAGAUGCAGUUUAGUUCAAUAAUGGAUAACUCACAGAAAACGGGUUUGUCUACUCUGAACUGUAGUCUCAGGAAGCCCAAAAUGAGCCCUCAGGAUUAUCAUUGAAAAAAAUGCUGGAUUAUCAAUCGAGAUCUGGAAACCAAACAGCUGUUAUUUUAUUUUUGUCCCAAAACCAGAAACAGGGUAAACGUUGACCCUUUGGUCAUUUCUUUCCUCCUUUUGCCAAUUUUGAAUUAAACACUGAAAAGGUCUCAUGGUUUUCAUUUAAUGGUUUCAAAUAAAAAACAAAGUCACCCUUAAUCACAGUUGGUAAAAAAAACCAAUGCUACCCCAACCAAAAUGUAAGUAAAGUUGGACAAAAACCUGGGUAUAAUAAAACAAAACUGUCCUUUACAUGUAUUCAGUAGUAUUGUGUUGUUUGCGGUGGUGUUCUUUGGUAUCUCUGUUUGCAUUACUCAGAUUCAAGAACUGUUCAUUCCAAAGUUCACACAUGUAUUCAUAUAGACAUUGUUGAUAUUUGCUGUCUUUGUUGGCUCUGCAGAAAUGUGUAAAAAAUAAACAAUGGAAAAGCAUUCUGAUUUUAGUCGUUUCUACACAGGGGAAUGAAGACAGCUUUGCAGGACUGAUUAAACAAAGAGGGGGGUUCCUACACAGUUGGAAUUUCCAUACUUUUCCAUACCCUACUUUUUAGAAUUAUUUUUGGAAAUACCUACUUUUCAAUUUUUGGAAAACAGUGUUUUAGAACUGGGGUUAUAGUCUGGAAACAGAUAUUUUUCCAUACUCUAUUUCUCAUUUUUCAUACUUGGGGGCGGCAGUAGCUCAGGAGGUAGAGCGGUCCGCCAGUAACUGGAAGGUUGGUGGUUCAAAGCCGGCCCUAUCCCUAGUCUGUCUGUUGCAUCCUUGGGCAAGACACUUAACCCACCUUGCUCCCAGUGUGUGUCCUCCACUGGUGAAUGAUAUUGAGUGUUGUGUGGUGGUGUUUGGAGAGUAGUGACUACUAAGGUAGUUUAUCACCACCACCAAGGUGUGACUGUGUGAGCGAAUGAAUGAUGUAUCCAUUGUAAAGCGCUUUGAGGUCUCUGACAAAAAAGCACUAUAAAAUCUGAUGCAUUAUUAUUAUUACUUUCAAGACCUGGAAAUUGAUCAAUUUACUUCCAUACUUUCCAUACUUGCGUAGGAACCCUAAAAGAUGCUGAAAUGUUCCUCAGAGCUGAAAAGAACAGCAAAGUAGUGUUCCCCUCACAAGUGACCAAUCACUGCAAAGCUGCACCACCCUGUCUACCAUUCGUCCAUGUCAAUCUGUGUCUGAUGUGAACUUGGUUCCAGGACUCACCACAUCCUGUAUACUUCACCACAGCUAAUGUCUGCAUUCAUAAAUGAUAUGAAGGCACAUAAUGGUUUCACAUUAUUUUUUAAUGGGCUGUGUGAGUAGAUGGUGCACUAAGAAAGCAUACAUGAGUGUUUUAUGCAAGCACUCAUUCUUAAAAAUGGAAUACAUAGAUGUAUUUCUGAACAUGACAGUGGACAGUUUUGGACCACUGAUCCCAUCAGACAUGUAUACAAAAUUAAACAUGGUUAUGAUUAUGGUUAUGGUUUUCUAACAACAAUGCUCUGGGUUGUUUGGAGGAAGAAGUCAGAGUCAGUAGUUCACGUAUUGAGCUUGGUAUUUGGUUCCAGGUCUAGGAUGCACGAAAUGAGAAUCAGAGGCGCUUUUUUGAAAUGGUACAACGCAGUCACCUCUGAGGCCUGCUCUGGUUGUUGAUCUACUGGAGUUUCUUUUAACAAACACUUGAAGUGGAGGCGCUCAUGCUUAUCCAAGAUCAAGCAGUGGUGUUAUGAUCUAGGUUUCUAACCCUAACUAUUAAAAGGCGUCUCUGGAUUCAUGAUGGAUUGAUCAUCUGUAAGGCAGUGAGGCGUGUUAAAUUGCAGCUCACUUGGUUGUUAUUAGUCAGAGAGAGAAUAUCUUACUACAUUUCAACACCUGCGCACAUGGCCACUUUUGAGGGUGCAGGUGUCAUAGCCCUGUCUCUAAAAUACCUAUCUCUUUAGUCAAAAAUUACUAUUCAAGUGUGCAGAAUAGUUAAGAAGACAAAGAGUUCAUCACGGGAGCUUUAACAGAGCCAGAUUGUUUUUCUUUAUUGUUUUCAGAUCAGGUGGUGGCCUUUAGUUAAACUCCUUUUAAGCCCUUAAGUUUUGAGAGCAGUACGUGGUUAAGGAAUGAACUAACAUUUUAAAAGCCUCAGAUGUAAAUUGAAUCUUUGAUUUCUUCUCGACACAAAACCGCCCCCGGAUGCAUCUCCUUAUUUUACUGGAAAACUUUGCAGCCACAACAACGAGAUGAAAUGGAGAAGGGAACUGCCUUUGACUUUGAGAGGUAAAUAGUGUACCGCAGAUCAAUAAAUCCUCAAUUGCUCUGAUGCAUUAAGUGUAUUUUACCGGAUUAAACGGGGAUUCGAAACAUUUGCUCUGCCCACUUUUAGUUUAGUUUAUAAGGCAGAGAUAUAACCACUGAAGCAAACAUUGGCAGUAACACAGAAGAGACCGGGUUGCUUACUGCUUACACAGAACUUCAGUUGGGAUGCUCGCAGGUUUAUUCUUUCUCCUCAUGCUCACAGGUAAGCAGUAUAAUGCAUGCAGGUUAUUUAUGCCUCUAGGCUGUGAUUUCUGAGUUUGUACUUUACUUUAAGACUGUCACAGAAACUGUCAGUGCAGGGAGCAGGACAGCUGCUGGGAUGCUCUUUCUUGCGAAUAGCAGCUUGAAGCUUCAUGUGACAAGUUUUUUUUAAGUCAAGGUUUUACAUGUUGAACUCCGUAUUGUGGUGCUCAAGUCCACGGCUCAGGCUUCAGUCAGACUUCGGUCAUGAUUUUCAGGACUGCAUCCUUUUCUACACUUCACUUUGUCCUGUUUUUACUUCAGAUGGGGCAUUAUCUGUGUGCAGUUAUCGGGAUGUUGUCGAGUAUCUGAACUUCACCAAAAACAAAGACAUAAUGACCAUGACGCUGCCUCUCAAAAACUCUGAGAAUUCAACAGAAGUUUUUCUAGAUGUCCUAAUCUAUGCAAUCCUGGAUGUGGUAAGUACUCGCUCCUGUCGCCUUUUUUCUUCACAGAAUGUCGCAAAAUCAUUUGGUUUGUUUUGGAUAGUCAGGUUGCUGGCCUGCUACUUGAGGUUUAAUGUGAAGAGCAAUUUAAACAAACCUGGCUUACAUCAGAGCUCAUCAGUAAGUCUGGGAGAACUCCUAAUGGCUCUCAUGGGUGAGUGAGAGUAUAAAACCUUUAAAGGUGGCUCCUCUUCAUUGGUUUUGUCAUUCGCUUUCAUUAACUCAUUGGAAAUACAGGAAUAAGUUAUUCGGAGUGACGAAUUUUUAGAUCAGGAGUGGGGGAAAUAUUGUGCAUUUUUAACAUCCUGCAUUCUACCUUAACAAUUUUGUAGAAUCAUUGUUUCACUAACCAAAACAAAAACGGUAUUUGUCAAAUGUUAAAUCAUUUGUGAUGUAUCGCAGUUCGUCAUUGUCCUGUCUGGUCAAGGAGAAACAGUCGUCAACAAACAUUAUGUUAAAGGUGGGGUAGGCAGGAUCUGAGGAAGUGCAAGUUUUUGGGAGAAAUCUUGAGUGUAAACGCAACCCCUCCGCAGCUCUUCCUCUCCCCUCCCCACUUCAGAUGAUUACAAAUGGGGCCCAGUCAACGUAAAAGUAAAAACCAUUGGUGCUACUGUAGAUGUCAACGGACAACAAGCAAACACAAUGUUUGCACAGCAGCAUCCUGACUUUGUAUUAACACCUGAUAUAAAAUCAUUAAUACCUCUUUUUCUUUGCUCUAGAGAGAGAAGGACCAGCAGUUUGUCACUUACCUUUGGGUUGAUAUGGUGAGUGUUGGAAAAAUCAUCACCCUUCACUCCAAUGAAAGAUGAAAUUCAACUUGAAAAAAUUAACUUUGUUUCUCUUUUUACCUGCACAGUCUUGGUUUGAUGAGUAUUUAUCUUGGAAUUCUUCUCAUUUUUGUGAUAUCGACUCAAUUUAUGUUCCUACUAAAUCGGUGUGGACGCCUGAUAUAGAAAUCAAAGAAAUGUAAGUUUGAGUUCUCUCACGCUCAUAAAUCUACAUACACUAAACUUUGAAUAAUGUGUAAAAAGUCAAAGCAGUUCAUUCCAAUAAUAAUUUACACAGUACAAUUACAGGUCAGUGCACAACUUCAGUAAAACUUAAGGUUUCAGGUGUGAUAUCUUUAGUGGUGGAAAUGUGUACAACAACACAGGAUGUGAACAGGUUUAGAGCACAUAUCCAGAGGAUAGGCAUGAACAAGACUAUUCACACAAAGCUAUGAAUGGUAUUGUGAGGCACUGGGUGUAAAACCUUAAAGUGGGUGUUUGUUCCCAUGCAGGACAGGGAGGGAUAAGUCCGCUCAGAACCCUUUUCUCAUCAUUAAGAGCAAUGGUGUAAUAGGGUUGAGAAAUGACAUGGUUGUUGUCAGCAGCUGCAAGUUGCGCGUUUACAAAUUUCCCUUCGACACUCAGAUAUGCAACCUCACCUUCAAGUCUGUCAUUCACUCUGGUAAGCCCCUCAGCUGCUUUCUCAAAGUCCUUAUGAAGUUUUUUUGGUGACCUGAACACAAAUAUGACACACUCUUCUCUGAAUGAGGUAAACUCACAGUUUUUUUUUUUUCUUAUCCUAUACAACAGAAAAGCACUUAAAGCUUGUUGCGUUAUCCUCUGCUGACGGUAUGACAGAAUGGUCUCUGAAGAUGAUGCAGUACCAGUCUGAGUGGAUUCUCCUCAACAUGACGUUCUCCGGUGAAACUGCCGAUAAUUUCGGUGUCAACCAAAGCAUGGUUGUUUACACUGUAAGUAUUUGUGAAUUCAAACCAACAUGGAUAGCAGAAAGUACACACUUUGUAUCAAAGCCAGCCUCUACUGGGUAAAGGUCCUUACAUACCGGGACCAGCGCAAGUAUACGACGCGAAAUUACGAAAUAUUUGGAGGCGAAUUUUGACGCGCCUGACUAUACACAUCAAGCGUGAUGCAAUUUUGCGACAUUCUGGGGGGAAAAGGCGGUGGAGUGGUCAUAUGUAUCAUUUAAUGUGAGAAUUUACAUUAAACUGUAAAAACACAGCUGUUUCUUGUAGUGUUCUGCUGACACCUACCGCCUGGCGCUUGUUCGCAGCCUCCCUGUUUGAGCCUACGAGUUUGUAAAGUUACUACUGUACACUCUUACAGAUCACCAUGAAGAGGCGCUCAGUACUCUACAUCGUCAACUUCCUUUUACCUGUCCUGUUGUUCUUGGGUCUGGAUUUGGCCUCCUUCAUGAUCUCUGACAGAGGGGGCGAAAAGCUCAGCUUCAAAGUUACUGUAUUGCUCGCCGUCACAGUGAUGCAGCUUAUUCUGAAUGAAAUCCUGCCGGCCUCUUCAGACAGGAUCCCACUUAUAGGUGAAGUAGCUCAUAUUCCUGAAUGUUAAAUGUUCAAUCUGAACUUUGUACUCAUUUUUUCCCUUUCAUUAUGCUUCUGUUUCUCUUAAGCGACCUACUGUAUUGGUAUUUUUGGUUUUAUGAUGUUGAGCCUCCUGGAGACGAUUUUGAGUAUGUAUCUGAUGGAGAAAGACUCAGAGUCCCAAGAUAACAAGGCAAUUAGAGACCAGAACCUGAGAACAGACUGCGGGGAAAAACGAGGCAAUGCUAAAUUAUGUAGCUGCUUUAGAGGUGAGAGUCGAGUUUGUUGUUUUUAUGGAAUCUCUGAUUACUUUUUUAAUUCUCUAAUACAAGGAUAUGUGUCGUCCUGUGUCGUUUUUCAGAUGUUAAACAGAUCCCCUGUGAUUUAGCUUGUGAUGUGUCUUCUGGUGAAACAACAUCUGAGCUGCUGCAGGUUGCAGCUAAGGUCAGGAUUACAUUAUGUUGCUCCUAUACUUGAACUGAUAUCCAUGGAUUCUUAAACAAGACUCCUGAAAUUUUAAGAUAAAAUAAUGAAUGAAAAAUGUAAUCUUAAUGUUCUCUAACCCCAUAUGGUUGAAAAACUAUUUCAGACAAGCCACAGUCCACUGUCAGCGGAGUCCCAUGACUUUGAAAAGGAGUUGACGAAAAUGUUGUCUCUGCUCUUGGACAGCAGAACAAAAGAGGAGAAGCACGGCUACUGGACCAGAAUGGCCCAAAAGAUCAACACAGUUUUCUUCAUUUUCUACAUCACAACUAUCAGCAUGUUUUUCGUCUUCAUGUAUUAUAAAUGGAACACAGAGGGAUAG